AUGGAAAGAGCCCGGCGGAGGGGCGGCGGCGGCGGCGGCGGCGGCGGCGGCCGCGGGCGCGGCGGCGGCGGCGGCGGCGGCGGCGGCAAGAGCGUGGGGGGCUCUGGCGCGAGCAAGAGCAGACUCUACCCGCAGGCCCCGCACGCCCACUACCCCCAGUACGCGGCGGGGGGCGCGGCCGCGGAGAUCCAGGAGCUGGCCUCCAAGCGCGUGGACAUCCAGAAGAAGCGCUUCUACCUGGACGUGAAGCAGAGCGCGCGCGGCCGCUUCCUGAAGAUCGCCGAGGUGUGGGUGGGCCGCGGCCGGCAGGACCACGUCCGCAAGAGCAAGCUGACGCUGUCGCUGGCCGUGGCCGCCGAGCUCAAGGACUGCCUGGGCGACUUCAUCGAGCACUACGCGCACCUGGGCCUGCGGGGGCCCCGGCCCGAGCCCGCGCGCGGCGGCCUCGGCGUUGGCGGCGUUGGCGUUGGCGUUGGCGGCGGGGCCGAGCCCGGCGCGCGGCGGAGAGCGCGGCCCGCGGCGCCCUCGCCGCCCGGCUCGGGGGGCUCGGCCGAGCCCCCGCACAGCGUGCUCAAGACCGACUUCAUCGAGCGGGACCACCGCAAGUACUACCUGGACCUCAAGGAGAACCAGCGCGGCCGCUUCCUGCGCAUCCGGCAGACGCCUUCGCGGGGCGGCGCGCCGGGCUACCUGGGCGCGGCGGCGCCGGGGGGCCAGGAGCAGGCGGUCGUGCUGCCCGCGCAGGGCCUGAUCGAGUUCCGCGACGCGCUGGGCCAGCUGCUGGACGCCUACGGCGAGGGGGACCCCGGGGAGCGCGGCCUCGGCGUUGGCGGCGGCGGCCUCGGCGGCGCGGGGGACCCGCCCGAGCUGCCCGAGGGCGCGUCCCUGCGCGUGGACAACAAGCGCUUCUACUUCGACGUGGGCGCCAACAAGUACGGCGUCUUCCUGAAGCUCAUAAAUUACCCUAAAUCCAGAGAGAAUAUCAACCCUUUUCACUGUUGUCAAAUCCAGCAUAAGGAACAGCCUUUUGACACCACAAAAACAGUUGAGGAAUAAGGAAUAAGUCUCUCAUGUUAUACUUCAGAAAAAAAUGGCAUUUGGUGAAAGAAAUUAACCAAAGUUCAUCGUGAAUGCAAGGCUUCUGUACUUGACAUUCGUCCACGGAAAUGAAGACAGUUAUCAACACCAUUGGCAUCAUUUUCAAACUGCUCUCAUGUGGAAUAUCUUCCACCACACCGGAGUACAUCUUGACUCUAUCAGGUUUUCCUUUUCUUUUAUCUUGAAUUCAUCAAGCCUUUCCAUUUUCAAAAAAAGAAAAAAAUCCACUUGUCAGCAUUGAGGUAGAAAAACAUAGUUUUGAAAAUACUUUCUUAAGAGAUCAUGUAACUAUUCAACUCUGAAUUUAAAAGUAGAGGAGAAGGGAUCAUUUCAACCCGCUGUCUCUGAUAAGAAACACAUUUUUAAAUCUGUAACUGCUUUAGUGUUAACAGGGUACAAAGUGUUUUCUGUCCUGUGUUGUACUUUAAAGGUUCUCAUUGAUUGGUGAUUGUAUUGUACUGUAUGGAAACAAAUCAUAAAUUGCCUUGUAUUGUUUAUGAGAGAUCAUACCAUGAACACUACAGUUUUCAUGUUCCAAGUUCUUCAGUGAUGCAUGUUAACAGUUAGGUCCUAAACUUCUGUGGUGCUAAUUCUUUCAUACCCAAUGGUGCUUUUGUGGAUGCUAACUGCGCACAUGCUGAACAAAGCUUGAAGUUUAAACUAUCCUCCCCUCCUCUUAUUUAUAUGAAGUAAAAUAAAACAACUUGAAUUUGUCUCAAAGUAUCACUGACAAUCUAAUAAACUGGUUUCUAUGUGUGAUUA
This is a messenger RNA of Sorex fumeus (smoky shrew), 1860 nucleotides long. RefSeq names its product purine rich element binding protein G (gene PURG). Gene Ontology annotation, cellular component: nucleus. NCBI's taxonomy places the organism in Eukaryota, Metazoa, Chordata, Mammalia, Eulipotyphla, Soricidae. Gene Ontology annotation, molecular function: RNA polymerase II transcription regulatory region sequence-specific DNA binding; purine-rich negative regulatory element binding; DNA-binding transcription factor activity, RNA polymerase II-specific. Bases 1 to 1056 code for a protein of 351 amino acids. Gene Ontology annotation, biological process: regulation of transcription by RNA polymerase II. The transcript is spliced from 2 exons. The record is from RefSeq and is a predicted model, not a curated record.